GCCAUGGCUCCGCCUCCUCCCUCCCCCUCCAUGGAGCCGCCUGGGCUCAUUCAUUCCUCGCCGGGUCUGCCAGACACCUGCCCUCUCCUUCAGCCGCCCGCCGCCAACGCCGCCGCUGCCGCCAGCAUGUCGGACCCCGCCGUGGAUACCCCUUCCGCCAUCCAGAUCUGCCGGAUCAUGCGGCCAGACGACGCCAACCUGGCCGGCAACGUGCAUGGAGGGACCAUCCUGAAGAUGAUUGAGGAGGCGGGAGCCAUCAUCAGCACGCGGCACUGCAACAGCCAGAACGGGGAGCGCUGCGUGGCCGCCCUGGCCCGGGUCGAGCGCACCGACUUCCUGUCGCCCAUGUGCAUCGGCGAGGUGGCGCACGUCAGCGCGGAGAUCACCUACACCUCCAAGCACUCGGUGGAAGUCCAGGUCAACGUGAUGUCCGAAAACAUCCUCACAGGAACCAAAAAGCUGACCAAUAAGGCCACCCUGUGGUACGUGCCCUUGUCACUGAAGAACGUGGACAAGGUCCUGGAGGUGCCUCCGGUUGUGUACGCCCGGCAGGAGCAGGAGGAGGAGGGCCGCAGGCGGUAUGAGGCCCAGAAGCUGGAGCGCAUGGAGACCAAGUGGCGGAACGGGGACAUCGUCCAGCCUGUCCCGAACCCAGAGCCAAACACGGUCAGCUACAGCCAGUCCAGCUUGAUCCACUUGGUGGGGCCUUCGGACUGCACGCUGCACGGCUUUGUGCACGGAGGUGUCACCAUGAAGCUCAUGGACGAGGUGGCUGGGAUCGUGGCCGCACGUCACUGCAAGACCAACAUAGUCACAGCUUCCGUGGACGCCAUCAACUUCCACGACAAGAUCAGAAAAGGGUACGUGAUCACCAUCUCGGGGCGCAUGACCUUCACGAGCAACAAGUCCAUGGAGAUCGAGGUCCUGGUGGACGCCGACCCCGUGGUGGGCAGCACCCAGAAGCGCUACCGGGCCGCCAGCGCCUUCUUCACCUACGUGUCCCUGAGCCAGGAGGGCAAGUCGCUGCCCGUGCCCCAGCUCGUGCCCGAGACCGAGGACGAGAAGAAGCGCUUUGAGGAAGGCAAAGGGCGGUACCUGCAGAUGAAGGCAAAGCGGCAGGGCCAGGCGGAGCCUCAGCCCUAGAUGCCGCUGCCUGCCGCUGGCCCGGAGCUGGCCCAGAGCCGCCCCGUGCCUGUCACUUAGAAGUUACCCCGUUGGCCAAAAACCAGUCCAUGCGGAGAGCUGGUGUCGUGUGCAGUAUGUGUCUCACAGUGUUAGCCUGUCCUCCUGAAAACCUGUACACCAAAGCUUUAUUUAUGUCACUCCAGUGUGCGUGCUACACAGUGUUGUCCCCGACCUGGAGGAGGUCCCGGAGCCUGGCGGCACCGUCCACGUGCACUGAGCAGUCUGC
Messenger RNA from Pteronotus mesoamericanus, 1411 nucleotides. RefSeq names its product acyl-CoA thioesterase 7 (gene ACOT7). Gene Ontology annotation, cellular component: nucleoplasm; cytosol; extracellular exosome. Gene Ontology annotation, biological process: acyl-CoA metabolic process; palmitic acid biosynthetic process. Lineage: Eukaryota; Metazoa; Chordata; Mammalia; Chiroptera; Mormoopidae. The record is from RefSeq and is a predicted model, not a curated record. The transcript is spliced from 9 exons. Bases 4 to 1143 code for a protein of 379 amino acids.